Messenger RNA from Dermacentor albipictus, 1225 nucleotides. The record is from RefSeq and is a predicted model, not a curated record. NCBI's taxonomy places the organism in Eukaryota, Metazoa, Arthropoda, Arachnida, Ixodida, Ixodidae.
ACCAAGACUAUGAAACACGUGGUGGCGAAUGUGUGUGACAAACAAGCCGUGCGGGAAGCCAUGAAGGGCGUCGACGCGGUGAUACACUGUGCGUCGAUAAUUCCUACCACUCUCAUCGAGGACGCAGUGGCGAUGGAAAGAGUCAACGUGCAGGGUACACGGAAUGUGGUCGAUGCCUGCCUCGAAGAAAGUGUGCAGUACCUCGUCUACACGGGGAGCGUGGGCGUGAUUCAGGUUGGAGCCACUCGCGCUCACGAGGGCCCGUACGCCGAGACAAAAGCACAUGCUGAAAAGCUCGUCUGUGACGCCAGCGGGACCUGUCUAAAAGACGGGCUUCGCCGGCUGCAUACCAUCGUCAUCCGCCUGCCACUAAUGUACGGAGAGCUAGAUCAUUGUUUCAUUCCAUCAUUGGUCACGUGGUCUAAGCUAACAUUCAAAGUCUAUUUUAGAUUGGGAACCGUGUUUCCGGGCACUGGCUCGCCCGUUCAGGGCCGCAAUGUUUCGCGCUUUGUCGGGGGUCAGAGCUACGAUCCGCCAACGUUAUCGUUUGGAUCAGCCGCCUGGGAACGAUGGACGAUGAUCUACGCGGGCAACGCGGCCUCCGUCCACGUUCACGCACUGGAAGCCAUGUGUGAGGACUCGACGCUUUCCGGCCGCUGCAUCGCGGUGGUCGAUGACACGCCCGUCGACAGCGUCGCCUCUCUGUCACCCCUGGUCGCGGGACACGGCAUACAUGUCUCUAGGUGGCCAGUGCCCUAUCCGCUGGCCAUAGCUUUCGCUCUGUGCAUCAGAGGCAUCGCCAGAGUGCUCGCGCCGCUCUUCCCAGGCGUCCGUGCAGCCGUGUUGCCGAAGCCGGCGGAUGUCCGAUACAUGUACAGAGGGACCUUCUUCGACCGGUCUGAAGCCAAGGAGGUACUCGCUUGGAGGCCCAAGUAUCCGCCGCAGGAGGCUGUCCAAAUGUCGCGCUCAUUCUAUGAUGCGCUGUGACGAUGGUGUGAACAGAUAAAGUGCGGUUCUCGAGAUUCGGCACUGGUCACAGUAUCGCGGGCCGUUCAUGUCACCCGCCGAAAGUGGGCCGAAGAAGCGUACGUUGCCGAUGCUCAUCGCUGGAGCAAGCUACUGACACUGCGAGAGAGCCAAUAGGGCACAAGUUGGUGGACGACGCUAGCGGCCCCUGAAUUCUAAUGGCGGUUCCAUAGAUAUCAAAUAAAAGAAAUUAAAUUUU